AUGACCGAAGCAAAGAAGAAGAUCAAACGAAGUAGAAACGGAUGCCACAACUGCAAACGUCUCAAGAUCAAAUGCGAUGAACUAAAGCCAAGUUGUUCAUACUGCGUCAAGACAGCCAGCAAAUGUGACUACUCGUUGAAGUUAACUUGGGGUGGAAGACCAUACAAAGACUCCACCAAACGAAGACAACAGCACGUCACACCAACCACAGCAGCCAGUACACCGGCACCGCUAGACACUGUACAGUUUGUAGUGCAAAGCUUUGACCCACUGACGCAUGAUCCCCAAUCUCCACAAACAACCACUGGGUCCAUUCUGCUGCCACACAUACAAGAGGAUCCAAAUGUUCAUUUCGAUUUGCAUACAAACGACCCCGAGAAGCAAGACAAUUUCUUGACAAAUUAUGAAGAAGAUAUAGCAAGAGCAGAGUUGUACAUGCCAGAAACACCUAGUUACUUUGCUCGAGAUUAUCAACCUAUACGACUGUCGCAGGAAACUGCUGUCUAUUCCAUACCUCCCCAGAUCACACCGUUGCCCACAUUACUAUUGGAAGUGCCAUUCUAUAGAGACCUACUCCACUUUUGGGUUAAUGUCGCCUCACAUCAUCUAGUUCCAGCUCCGGUAAAAGUGUACCAAGACAAUCCCUUCAAGAUGAUCCUUACCCAAAUGGCCAUGGAGUAUCCCUCGAUAUUGACCACGUUAUUAGCAUUCUCGGCAAAACUCAGAUCUGUCCUCAUUGACUCAAAUGAUACUCCUGAGUUUGUCAUUGAGCAGUUGUUGACUAGGUCAUGUACGGAAAUGUUGAAGAUUCUUCGUGAUAGAACCAGUGCGAUAUCUAAUGUGGCAUUGGCUACUUCGUUACUACUCUCCUGCUUUGAAGCAUUCAAUUGUAAGGAUUUUGGAAAACACAGAACACAUGUUAUUGGUGCCAGACAGAUUAUAAAGGCAAGAUCGGCAUUGCCCAUGUCCAGAGGACCCGAUACCGGUACUGAACGAGACAUUACAUUCUUCCUAAUGAGAUGGUUUGUGUAUAUUGACAUCAUUGGGUCGUUGAGCUCUGCGAGGAAUUCCGAUAAUUAUUUAUUAGUGGCUGAUGAUGUCACCAGCUAUGAACCAGUGGAGUCAGUUACCAGUUUGAAUGAAAUCGACGAUCAUCAUGAUCCGAAACGAGCUAUUGAUCAUCUUAUGGGGUUUGAUGUAAAGUUCUUGCCUCAUCUUGCCAAGAUCACUUUGCUUAUUAGAAAGACUGAGAGAUAUUUACAAGAAGCUCCAGGGUCAACCAGCAUACCAAUAAGCAUAGUGCAAGAAGCACUUGAAGUGAAGGAUGCCAUGGUUGGGAUCCUUGCCCAAGACGACGAUGUCAUGUUGGAAGCACACGAACAGAUGGAAAAGGACAAGAGGAAACGCAAGAAUAGUCUGACUAACCAAACGUCGCCCCCAGAAAUUGUGUCUAUGAUACAGGAAAACACGAUAUUGCGGUACACGAAUAGGAUAUUUUGUGAUACGGGGAUAAUACACUUGUACAGACGCGUGCUUAAGAUACCGAGAACAUCGCCACUUGUGCAGGAACUAGUCAAUGGAAUAGGAAAACUAGCUAAAGACCACAUUGAAUCGCAAUCUCCCACAGAUGUCUGUUGCAUUUUCUGUUUCUUUACUGCUGGUUGUGAGACCUUGAAUCAGGACAUGAGACAGUUUUUCCAACAACGGUUUGAGAAGUUGAUAGCCAUGGGCAACACCAGUGCCAAGAGAGGGUUAGAAAUCAUGAAGAGAUGCUGGGAAACAGACGAAGAUUGGAUCAGUGCUGCCAAGCAAUUGGACUUGGACAUCACCUUGUUAUAG
Spathaspora passalidarum NRRL Y-27907 is the source of this 1839-nucleotide messenger RNA. RefSeq names its product Zcf32p (gene ZCF32). Gene Ontology annotation, cellular component: nucleus. Bases 1 to 1839 code for a protein of 612 amino acids. Lineage: Eukaryota; Fungi; Ascomycota; Pichiomycetes; Serinales; Debaryomycetaceae. Gene Ontology annotation, biological process: positive regulation of transcription by RNA polymerase II. The record is from RefSeq and is a predicted model, not a curated record. The transcript is spliced from 3 exons. Gene Ontology annotation, molecular function: zinc ion binding; transcription cis-regulatory region binding; DNA-binding transcription factor activity, RNA polymerase II-specific.